This is a messenger RNA of Phalacrocorax carbo (great cormorant), 3616 nucleotides long. The record is from RefSeq and is a predicted model, not a curated record. NCBI's taxonomy places the organism in Eukaryota, Metazoa, Chordata, Aves, Suliformes, Phalacrocoracidae.
CCUGGCAGAGGCGUCACCCACGUGAUGCGCGGGGACGGCGGCUCCGCAAGGCCAAAAGGCCUCGGUGCGCGAAGGCGUCCGCCCAGCUUUAUUGGGAGUGACCCAAAUGAGGGUGGCGGAGCUAAACCCAGUUGGCGGUCGGUCACGAGUGGGGUUCGCCAGGGCUCAGUGUUUGGGCCAGUCUUGUUUAACAUCUUUAUCUGGAUGAGGCAAUCGAGUGCACCCUCAGCGCCUCAGGAUUUGCACGGCGAAAUGAGAUUCAGGCGGUUGUUUAAUGGUGGUGCCCCUGCACACCCACCCCGGCCAGAGAAUCCUCUCAGAGCUGGACCACGGGGGGGGAUGUGGGGACACAGGGACAUGGGGACGUGGGCUGGAACGCAAUAUCUGCAGCAAGAAGAACCAUGCUGGACUGGUGCAUAUGGUGCUGGGAGAGUCAAGACUCCCACCCCAUUCCCACGGUGCAGAGAGCUGUUAAAAGUGAUGCUCAGCCCAGCUUUUCUGCAAGGAGCCCCCCCAGAAAUAAGCCCCGCUGCCAGCGGAGAGUAGGAGGUAAUUUAUGUUGGGUGCAUCGCAAUGCUCGGCGACGCUAAUAAGGUGUCGGCUGAAGCCGUUCCUGGCUGCGCCUGGCGAUAGAUCUUGGCUUGUCAGGUCAGAAAAUUAAAAUGUUAUUGAUGGGAGAAGUGAAGUGCAGCAGGAUUUUUUAUUUUUUAUUUUAUUUUUCUUUCCCCUUGGUCGAGCUGGCAGCUCUCUCAGACAGCACCGAGCACCCCAAUCCCGACUGCCCAGGGGCUCCCCACCGCAUCCCACCCUGCUGGGAUGGCUUGGACUUGUCUUGUCUUUUUUGGAGGGUUUUUUCCUCCACCUCCAGGAAGCAAGAGAGGACGAAAAAUACAAAUAUGCCCUAUGGAGGCUGUGGGCUCCAUCCUCUCCAUCCUGUCAGCACCUUCUCGAGGAAAGAACCGCUCCUGAGCUGUUCCUGGCUGCAGGAUUUCUGGAAGGGAGGCUUUUUAGGAGAGUUGGGAUUAAUUAAUUCAAGCCCAGGUGGAGGAGACUUUAGCGAAGCAGCAGAACAGCUGCCACAUCAAAAGAAGUGCUGGUCUCCGGGCAGGGAAAUGCCGGGGCUAUUUUUAACUAGUUAAAUAGGCGAUUUAACACUGGACUCUACAAAAGAAAUUCAACAGAAAAGCCUGAUUAAACUGCGUGGCUCUGAUCAAAACAGUAUUUCAAAUCCUGGCCCAUCACCUCAGGCCAUGUUUCCCCCAUGGGGCUGAGCCCCCCCGGCUGCUUCUGGUCCCUCAUUUAUCCCCAUGGACCAGGUCUGGCAGGGAUCAGCCCCGAAAUCAGGCUCAGGGAUAUUUAUUCCUCAGUGGGAAAAGCCAGAAGGGACUAAACUUAUAAUGCUGGUGAGGGGCCCUGAUACUAUGGGGAUGGUACCUAGCAAUCCAGGGCUGGAAAAAUCCAUCUUGCUGGGUUAGAAUCGCAAACCCAUCUUUAUUUUGGGGGGGGAAAUGGAGUUUUAUAUCCUGCCCUUGUGCAAAGGCUUUUAGCCACGGUCGCUGCGGGCACUGGGUGCUUGGUCCCGGGGGCCCUCGGCUGAAUCCAGGCUGGACUGUGGGAGCCCAGGAAUAUGUAUUGGCCAUGGAAGGGUAUUUAAAUUUUUUAUGAUUUUUUGUAUUUUUUUAUUGCUGGACUCCCGGAGGGGCUGCAUGGGGUGAGGCGUCAGGUGACGAACGGCCCCAGCUCCCUGGGGACAUCGCAUCGCAGCGGCUGCAGAGGCUUCUUGCUCCUCUCCCACCCGAUGGAUGCGACUGUGGGGGCUGAGAUUCAGGUCUCAUCUGCUUAUUCUGAGAUCAUCAGGGGGCUGAAAAAAAAAAAACCCAUGGUGGCGGAGCUGGAAGGGGUUAUAUAGGGCCGGAGGCGCGGGGCUGCCGCAGACCUCGGCGGCGCAGGGGAGACGCCUCCUGCCCCCGCACCAUGGGCCGACUCCUGCAAACCCUCUGCUUGCUCCUGCUCGUCUCCUCCUGCCCCUGCGCCAUCAUCACCGGGGCCUGCGAGCGGGACCUGCAGUGCGGCAGCGGGACCUGCUGCGCCGUCAGCCUCUGGCUGCGGGGGCUGCGGAUGUGCACCCCCCUGGGGCAGGAGGGCGACGAGUGCCACCCCUUCAGUCACAAGGUCCCUUUCGUCGGGAAGCGGCAGCACCACACCUGCCCGUGUUUGCCCAACUUCAUAUGCUCCAGGUUCCUCGACGGCCGCUACCGCUGCUCCAUCAACUUCAAGAACAUUGAUUUUUAGGGUGAUGCUCCCAGCUGUCCAUCCGUGAACCCCCAGCACCCAUUUCUUGCCCUCUCCCAUGGCCGCUGGGUGCCCACAUAGCACCAGGCUACCUUAAAAGUGCUUUUCCACAGUAGACAGUGUUGUUAUAAGCUAUAUGUUGUAUGGGGAGCGGAGGCACGGUCAGGCCAGGCUGCUCCAACAUGUGGCUUAGCAAAGCUCUGCCCUAGCCCGGAGCAGGACCCGGCUCCAGCAUCCUCUGCAGAGUGCAUCGAAGGACAGUGUGUGUGGCAAAUGUGUGGCCUCAAAAAUCCCUUUCACAAGCUGUUGUCUGCGUGGAAUGGGUGCUGUCAGCUGGCUUUCACCCCCCUCCUUUAUUUUAUACAGUAAAAAAUCGAAGGUGAUGCAGUUCGGGAGAGUGAAAGUAGAGGCCGAGCGCCCAGCGGCCGAGAGAUUCCUCCUGUGGUUUUUAUCCUGGCACAUGGUAAAAUUUGGGAGGCGACGCUGAGCAGCAUCAUUUCAUCUGCCCAAGCGCCUGCAGGGCUGAGCCCAGCGGCGAAGGUGGUGGUGAAGAGCCGGCUUUAAUUAUUUUUACACUUUUCAGUCGCGCGCUAGGAAAGACAAAAGCCAGAGGGGCAGAAGCUUCCUUUUGGGGGAGUUGCAGCAGUUUCCCUGCAAUGCCGAUAAACAAUUUCUGUCAUGGUGAUUCCCAUCGUUGUCUUGCCCAAUAGUGUUUUAUCAGCAUAUAUAUUCUUCAAGCAGGUGAUGGAUGAUGUCAUCUAGCCUGCAAUUAAAAGAACUCACUAUCAAGUAGCUGUGGGGAAUUAAGGAAUGGGUUUCCCCAAAGUUCAAGCAAUGCAAUGUGUUUGGCAGAGGCUGAAGCAGGACUGGCUGGAGCCGUGUUGUGCCAGAUGUGGGUCUUUGGGACGUAGGAAAAUGUUUUCCAGCCCCAGCAUCUGCCUUAGGUUCAGGCACUGUAUGAGGUUUGGGAGCCUCUCUUUAUGGCGGUCGAAUUUGAGAGGAAAACGGGACAUCAAAGUUCAUUAAAUGUGCUAAAAGUUCUCUCAGACACGUGCUUUUCAGAUCCGCUCUUAAAAACAUACUGUGGAAAAAUCAUGUACCGCUUGAGCUUCUUUCCUGCUUCCUAAAGCAAUUAAAUAAUAAAUAAAUCAUAACUGAUAAGAAAUAAAAAGGAAUAAUCAGCAAUUACAGCAGAAGAGCCCCCUUGGUUUCCUUUCAAGCAGAAGCGGUGCUUACAGGCAAAGCUGCUUGCGGGGGUUUGCGCGUGUGCUCAGAGCUGCUCCUGGAAGCUCCCGGGGAUGGGUGCGGGGGCAGCAGCGCCCUG